Molecule: messenger RNA, 2265 nt
Organism: Yarrowia lipolytica CLIB122
Lineage: Eukaryota; Fungi; Ascomycota; Dipodascomycetes; Dipodascales
Molecular function (GO): protein binding
Source: RefSeq, a predicted model, not a curated record
AUGGACACUAAAACGAGGUGGAGACCAACUCAGCAGGAUCAAGAAAUGUUCAGGCUACCGGAGGACCCCAGCAAGGCGUGGAUACGGGUCGGUCACGUGACUGACGGGGAUGCGGGCGGCCACGGCGAUGGCGACGGAGGCGACGAUCCGAGUCGCGUGGCCCAGCAGCUUGGGCGCGUCCAGGUGACCCCGGUGCACCCUUCUUCUGUUCGCCACCGCCACAGGCAAGAAAUCUCCGUGCUGACCGAGCUUCAGUCGUUGGCGACCGCGGAAACGGUGCAUUUAUUGCGGUUGCGGAUCAGUCAGCGGCUGGCGGAGCUCGGAGCGGGCCCACAGGGUCCCCAGACGUUGCUCCAGCUGUUUGAGAGCGUGUGUGGAUGGACCACCGGGCUGGUGACACAGACACAGAAGCCAGGGUUCUCGACAUCUCCGACGUCCGAGACCGCCAGCGAGCUUCACAGCGACAUCACUCCAGUCACCACCAACGGCUCCAAUCCGGGCUCGUUUGGUUCGGCGCCUUCGAUGGUUGCAUCUCAGACCAGCGACAGACCCUCUGCAACCGCCACAGCUCUGACCUCGAACAUGACUCGACAGAUGAAACACAAACAAAUGGGCUCAGCCACAAACACAGGUGCAAACACAAACGCAUACACAAACACAAACACAAACAGCAUCCAGCUGUCGACGGUGUCCAAGGGAUACUAUGCCAAUCUCGACACUGCUCCGGGUCUCACUUUGGCCAAAAUGUUGUGUGCGUCUCCGGAGUAUGCUCUUCGGGAGUCGUAUUUUCAAAAGUGCUUUCCCAUGCACAGAAAGCAGUUUGAGCACGCGACGCAGCCACGGUCGUUUUUGCGGACUCCGCGGUUCAAAAAGGUGCUCAUUUCGCCAGAUUGCACCAUGAUUGCGAUGGUGGGAGACCGACAUUGGGAGGUUUUCAAGGUCGGCGAAAACUUCAACUACCCACCAACGUUGCAUUGCGAGGGUCAGAUGAAUGGAGUCCAUGGACGACUCAACGAGGCCCGCUAUCCCAAAAAGGACAGGUAUGCCAAGGACGAGGUGGUUGCCGAAGUGUUGCCUCCGGGACCCGCCGACCUCGGGGACUUUGAAUGGGAGUUCAACCACGCCUCUCUUUCAAACAGAUACCUCGCCAUCACCGGAACCAAGGGAAUGGUCCGAGUUUUCGAUCUGGAAAAGCUUGGAAAGCCCAUCUACACCUACCGAUCUGACUUUAACGCCCAGGCGAUCGCAUUGAGCUCGUCGGGAUCUCUUUUGGUAUGUUCCAUCACCGGACGCGACCUUAAGACUGACGCCGUCAAGCCCAUGAUUGCCUUGCAUAACUUGGGCGAUUUGAGACGCAAGGUGAGGGUUAGGAGGGAUUCAGCCAGGGAAACGGGUAGAGAAGGUGGCUCGCGGGACACCCCUGGUACGUCGCGUGAUCGGCGCGACUCGACGGUCUCCUCGCAGAGACGCGAUUCCGUUUCCACCUCGCAGAGACGCGAUUCAGUGUCGACCAGCACGAUUUCUCGCACCUCGACGUCUCGAACAGCAGAAUCGACACAUUCUAACUCGUCUUCUUCCACUUUUGGACUCACCCGGGGCUCUCCAACCACCCUGACCACCCCGUACACAGAUCCCGUGACUCGGCUGAUCAUUUCGGCUCAAGAAACAUCCAUUCUUUGUGCCACCGAGACCCAGAGUCGGUUUUUCGUGAUUGAUGUCCAGUCUCCAGUUGAGCCUCGGCUGAUUAUGAAAAGCGCAAGACGUGCGGAUUCGUCGCCAGAAUCCGAAGGAAUCACCGAUCUGGCGUUUUUUCCGAACCAGCAAGUUGUUGUGGUGGCUUCUUUGGCCAAGGAUAGUCCUCCCAUUGUGGUUGAUACCAAUGUGCGUAAUCUUCAUCCGGCCUUGCCGCCCACCUCGGUUUCUCAGCCUUCUCUCUUGUCUCGGCUCGAUUCUCUGGGUUACAAUAUCCAUUGUGUGGCGGUAUCUCCUCGGGGAGAUGCUAUGGCAUUUGUGGACAAGUCGGGGCUGGUCUAUGUGGUCUAUCUUGAUCCACAUACGUAUGCUGCGAGGAAGACGGUGCUGGUGGCGGAGGUGGGAAGUGCACAGAAUGCCUACGAGGCUGCGGCUGUGAGGUUUUCGGCCGAUGGACAGGUGCUGUUUACGGUGGAUUACAAGGGGGUAUGUCAUAUUCAAGAUUGGGGAGCGGGAAUGCCGAAUCAUGCCGGGGUGGGCAAGUGUCAGACAUUGAGGGCGAACAAGAGUUAG